AUGGCAUUCACCAAAGGCAAUCCUCUCGACAUGCCGAGAGCGACCUUUGAUUACAUCUACCACCAUUUAUUUCUGCCUCACCAGCUUCCUGGUGCGGACGACGCUUCUCCGAAAAGCGAGGCCUCGCUUCUGGAUUUUAUACAUCAAUCUCUGCAGCGCUUCCUGCCUCGCCGCCAAGAUGAGAAGGCGGUCAAAGCUAGCAUCUCGAUGAUUGACCUUCUUCGAAGAUCGAGGAGCCCCCAGGGACACUUGAAGGAAGCUGGUGUUCGGGAGGUUCUGCAGGAACUACUGGCUGGCGCACCUGUGGCAGUGUUUCAGAUUACAGAUCAAAAUGCUGGCGUUCUUGUCAACAGAAAGUCCGAUGUGGUUCGCUUUGAAACAUUUGAAUUGUCGCCAACAAAUGAGGCCGCCAUGACGGCGCGCGGGCGACUCGUGCGGCGCUUUCCAGCGAAUGCUGUCGAGGUCCCACUAAGUGACUUUGAAGGCGAAGCCUUUCGUGGAGUUCUGGUCAAAACCUUGACGAAAAUGAGCCAACAAACUGUGCGCGAGACGAAGCCGGUGCCAGAGAAGGAGAAGCCGACGACAGAGAAAGAGAAGCAGGAGCAAGAUGGGGUAAGAGAGACGACCGACCCGAAAAUUGUGACCGAGCUGUUUACGAGCAUGCUUCGUGGAUGCGGCAAGGAGGUUGCCGUCGAGGGAAUCUGCAAGCACACACGGGAGGAUAUCAUAUGGAAGAACGGCAAGCUCCCGUGGCGACGCUCGUCUCUUUGGCUCCUCGUCAGAGUAGCACUACAUUUGUCGAUGAUGCGACUCUCCGGCGGAGACGACAAGACCUACAAGGAGUUUCUGACAUUCUUGAUGGCUGACGCUCUGCAAGCGGCGACCCAGCAGCAAAAGAUCCCCAGCGAUAUUCUGCACACCAUGUCGACAAAAGUCUCCCGGCGUCUUUGCAAGAUCCGAGAUCCUAGCAAUGGACCAUGGCUACCACACAUUCGGAAAAUUGUCUCCGACAGCUCAGAAACAUUACAUCAACGAUGGAAGCAAAUCCGCGAGCGAGAAGAGCCAUCUCUGGAACUAGCGAAGCUUUCUGAGUUUAAGAUGGAGGAAAGUACAGAUUUCUCACUCACCAACAUGGAAAUGUUUCUCGACACAAUUCCUUCGCGCAAGACGGCAAGUAACGACCGCGGCUUUCACCCCGUGUCGCAAAUCAAUGUGCAACCACAGGAUCAAUUACCCCUCGCCAAAAACUGGAAUGAGACCAACUCACCUUUCAAUCUCUUCGAGACUGAGUCGUGGGUGGCCAACAACCUCCGAGCGUGGGUCGACCAACAUAUGAAGGGGGCGGACAGUUGUGUACGGGAUCUGAGACUUCUGGUCGAAUUCUACCACGCCAAGGCAGCCAUUUACUACUCUGGUCGUCCCGAAGGAGCGUCACGGAUGGUCCUUACAAUUUCAGAGCUUUGGUGCGCUGCAGAUAAGGUUGCCACACAGGAAAUUCCCCUGCUGGCGAAUUACCAACCCCAAGUCCCGACCAUGGUCUGGCAAGCAUUACUGCUCAGCUCAAAAGAGGAAAUGCAGAGACUGAAGAGUCUAGAAGAUUACAUGCACGAACGAGAUAAAACUUCCGGGAAACUGGAGCGCCCGUCCAUUUUCGGCUCAUUCGGGUUGCCUGGUUCCUUUGCCGUCGAAUUCUUCAGCAGCUCCGAACAACACCAGAAGAUCAAGUACGAGAUCGAGUCCGAAGCCGCGCGUACACGGCAGGAAAAGCGCGAAGAGUUUCGAAAGACGAAGUCGGAAUACAUUAGUCUUAUGCAGAAGCACGCGUCGAUGGAGUGUGACGUAACGACAAAGAAGCAAAGAGGUACGACAAUUUUGGCCCAUCCUUCUUCGUGCAAGCGCUGCCGUGUCGAAGCCAAAGCCAAAGCUCUUGCUGUACACAUUCACGAGUGGCCUCUACCACGCAACGACGUCGAGGCCCAAGCGACUGUGUUCGAAAUGGCUGCUCCUGUGGCAUUCUCCGAAUGGCGCGACCUGACCAUCUACUUCAUUAAUGACGUGCUGUUGAGCAAGCCAAAAAACACAUCCACCCCAAGCACCUCGUAUGCGCUGAGAACCUACCAGCCCGUCAAGUCAUGGUACACAUCUCAAAGCCACUGCCGAAUCCAUCUCCGAUCUGAAGAUCAGCCUAAUGCCAUCAUACACAAACGAGCGACCCCGGUCGAGAGUGCCAACGAGUCGGAUGUCUGCCUCGAUAGUGGGCUUUUAUACCGCUACUUUGACGAGAAGCUGAAUUCGUUCUUCAGCGAACUGGUCGCGACUGAAGACUUGACGGAGCUAUGCACCUUUAGGCUUCCCCAGCGCGCCGAAGCAUUGAAACGAUACCAUCACCGCAGCUGGAAGGCCCCCGAUGGAGAGACGCCAAACGAAGUGAUUGCGAGUCAAUACUCGUGUCCCGAGUGGAUGCCCCUGAUCGAGUUCAAGGCUCUCGCAGGCUUGCCAUAUGGACACAGCAUACAAUGGAUGAGUGUCUUGGCGCAGCUUGCUAUGCCAAAAGUUGACUUCAACAGGCCCGAAACUGCCAUUUUCCUUCUUCAAAUGUGUCUACAGAGCGGCCCAGAGUCGGCUGUUGUCCAUCGAUCCACCCACUCCCGGCUCUGUGAUCCGGCUUUUGGGUCCCAAACACUGGAGAGCUUGACAAAGUGUGUUUUGCGCGUGGGCGAGAACUGGGAGUCAUACGUUGCCUUGUGGUCUUUUACAUCGCUGGCUGCCCGGGUCUUAUCUCUGACUUCUGCGGAACUGUCGCAGCCCUUUCUGGAUCUACUCCAAAGGAGCCGUGAGACCACUCAUAAGUGGGUGGAGGACCUACUUCAACAAGCAGAAGAUACCAGCAACGAGGAGCAAAGGAAGGAACUCUUGCAGACAGCUUUCAACUUGGCUCUGGUCUGCGCCGAUUCAUUCAACGUGUACGACACCUACCUGUUGCAGAUUUUGCGGGACUCGACACAAGCCUCGAUUCUAGUCGAAUGCUCCGUCAUCAUCAAUGACAAUGCGGCAUUGAAGGAAGAGGACGACAACAUUCUUCAAGGCAUUAUGCUUGACCGCUGGCGGCAUCUUAUGUACCGAGCUAGGCCGAUCUUGGCGGAGCAGAAUGCCUUGGGGCAAUCCUUCCUAUCCGAUGCCACUCAGCGACGCUGGCGCUACUUCAAGCGUGACUCGUCUUGGGUGAUGUCGGCAGAAACCAACAGCUGGUACCAGACCUUCGUGGCGGGGCUAGAGGUCCAUCUGAACAUCUUGACUGGCGAGCUUCUGGCCAAUGGCAUGCCUUUGUCCCGUCUACCUACAGAAUACCAAUUACAUUUUGACUACAAGAGGGUAUUCAGGGAUCUGCUGCUUCAUGUGAUGCCGAGCAUGGCCCCUGGCAUGGCUUUUUGCACCACUCACCUCUUAUACGGCUAUACGGUUCACUUCGGUGUGCAGGGUAAGGAUCUGCUUAUCCGCUUGGAGAAUGACGAUUCCUGCCUCGACUACGUCCCCCCGCGAGUUUUUACAGGCUUACUCCCUGACUCAUUCGUCCACGACUACGUGCACUGGUAUAAUAACAAGACGGGCUUCAUCGAAUUCUUUCCUCACAGCCAUCCCUAUCCAAUCGAGUCUGCUGAAUGGCACCUUGGCCGGAAUGAAGGACUCUGGAAACUAUGCCAAGAUAAUACAGUCUUUCUCCUGACGCCCUCGAGUGGACUGGCUCAACAUAUAUCGGCAUUUAUGACCCAUCUUGAAUCACCUUUGAACCUUCACAUGCUCUAUUACAAAAAGAAGAGUCUACUGGAGAUCCAGGUCCCUAGACUGCAGCUACGAUUUUUCAUGAACGAUGGAGAGUCAAUAAUUCGCUCCCAACAAUUCAGAGAUAUGCACAUUGACGUGGACCAGUCAAUUGGUACACUUGUGGGGCUGAAAAGCAAGCUCGUGCUGCGAAGUAGUCAAGAUCCACCAAAAAGGACACUGAUCGUCCCCGAGGGUGAUGUUGAAUUCAAGAGGCAAGGGACUGACGGACCUCUCGAUCAUGUUGCUGUUUCCCUGCAACAUGGCACCGCUCGUCGUGUUCAAGCUUACCAGGUAGAUGAGCUUCUUGGCAGGUUUGUGGCCAACACGAAGCUCGAGAGCAAGCUCUUCCUCGCCUAUCUCCACGCCCUGACUUCUUUCUUCGCAUACUCUACCGAGAAUGACGAGCAGAUUACCCAAGCUCUUCUCAUGCUGGCUUUAUCUCCUGCUGUCGCAGCAGCCUCACUGCCUGCGGGAGACGCUCACGACCUGUCCAGAGGCUUCAUUUUGGAACCCGCUGUAAUAGAAGCCUCGGCCGCUUUCAAAUCCAACGCCAGGAACGGCGCAGACGGCAAAGCAGGUGCGCGGCCGAAAAAGGCAGAGGGCAAGACUGGGAACCAAUUCCAGAGAGACUACGGGAAGGAAAAAAGGGACGCCGUCAACAUCUACCGCGAGAAACUCACCCGACAAUGGCCCUGCCAGGCUCCGAAACCGCCGGGCGACUAUCACAUGGAGGCCUACGUUGAUGUUGCGCGGUCCAUGAAGUCGGUCCUUCCGCCUUGGAGAAUGUGGUGGGCCAACAAGAACUUUAAAGAGUAUCUUGCGGAUUUUACCACGGCUCUGCAGCAGAUUUCGAUGGUAGCCGCCACAGAAAAUGGGCCCUUUCUGGCAGCUGCGGUCUCCGCGGAUUAUCACACCAAGAAAACUGUCCCAAUCAUCGACAUAUUCUGUCAGACAGCACCUGAUCCCGCUAGCAUCCCAGCACAGGCCCUCGAGAACCUUGUUCAGAAAGUCGAGGCCGAAGUAGGCGAAACGGAAAAGUUGGCACAGACAAUCGACAUUCUUGACUCUAGGGCAAGCCGACAAUACGAGCAAAAGUAUUUGGACGCGUUGCGACAGAGUUUGUCAAGCUUCAAGACGUACAGCAGCAACCAUCUCUCCCAAGACAAGAAAUUUGCCACUCUAUUCCGGCAGCAUCUAGAACGAUGCAUCGGCCGCUAUGAGCUCGUCUACAAUUCUCUGCUCAGAGCUGUGCAGCCGUUUUCCAAGUCAGAGCCGUCCAACCCUGGGGAUUUCGUGGCUGCCAUCCUCUACACGGCGAGUUUCCAACCCAGAAUUUCUCCCGUCUUCUUCCUCCAGCAACUCAAAAAUUCAAACUGGUCGAAGCUGUCCACGGCUUGGAGAGAUGCCAUUAUAGAGUAUGGCCUCGCGGUCUUGACCUUGCAGAAAGCCAAGCGGCUUAUUCGAUUCCAGAAUGAUCCCGUCGAUCUUCUUCGUGAGCUUGAAAACGGCGACCACGCGGAAUGGAACCCGACAGAGAACCCAGAAUGGCUGCUCCUCGAGUGCGAAAGCGACAUUAUGAUCCGGUCGGCCCAAACUCAAAUAGCGCGACAAAUGAUCCAACCUCCCGAUGGAAGCAACGCCGUGAUGCAAUUGAACAUGGGAGAAGGGAAGUCUUCCGUCAUUGUUCCAAUUGUCUCGACAGCUCUUGCUGAUGGGUCAAAGCUAGUUCGUGUCAUUGCAGCCAAGGCGCAGGCCAAGCAGAUGCGCCAAAUGCUAGUUGUCAAGAUCUCUGGCCUUCUUGAUCGGCCAGUGUAUCAGCUGCCCUUUUCCAGAGAUGUUCAACUGGACAAUGAAAAGGCCGAGGCAAUUCAUCGACUGCUAGUCCAAUGUCAGAACGAAGGUGGUGUUUUGCUCGUUCAGCCAGAGCAUCUUUUGUCAUUGCAGCUGAUGGAGUUAGAGCUCGAGCUCAGUGGACACUCCUCCAUCUCUCAGCAAAUCAUGCAAGUUCGAAAAUUCUUUGACGACUCGUCCAGAGACAUUGUUGAUGAAAGCGACGAAAACUUUAGCGUCAAGUUUGAGCUCACGUAUACGCUCGGAAAGCAGCAGGCGUUGGAGCACAGCCCAUACCGAUGGAUUAUUGUGCAAGAAGUCCUGAGUCUGGUUCGUCGCUUCGCCCCGGAAGUGGCAGCCGAAUUCCCAUUGUCGAUGGAGUUUGACAACCGCCAUGACGAACGCUUCCCGCGGAUCCGAAUCCUGCGCCAAGAUGCAGAAAAGACGAUGUUUGACAGCAUCGCCGACUUUAUUUGUGAGACUGGCAUGACUGGAUUCCCAAUUGCGCGCCAGCCCCCGAAAAUUCGAAACGCCGCUCGGAAAUACAUUACGAAAUGGGAUUUGACUGCUGAGGAAUGCCAAGAUGUUGAGCAUGGGCAAUUUUGGAACGAGUCAACCGCGAACCACAUUCUUCUCUUGCGUGGGCUGCUUGCCGGUGGAGUUCUUGCCUUUGCGCUCGGUCGAAAGCGCUGGAGAGUCAAUUACGGCCUCGACCCGACUCGAGAGAAAAACACCAGGCUCGCUGUUCCCUACCAAGCCAAGGACAGCCCGUCAGCUCGAUCCGAGUUCAGCCACCCUGACAUUGUCAUUGUGCUCACCUGCCUGACGUAUUAUUACGGCGGACUCGAAGAUCAGGCUCUAUUUGACUCUCUGGAGAUUCUUGUCCGGUCGGAUAACGCGGAACUCGAGUAUUCUGCCUGGGUACACACGGCGCCGAAUCUACCACAGGCAUACAAGCUUCUCCAAGGAGUUAACCUCAGGGAUCGGGUGCAGUGCUCGUCGACCAUAUUCCCACACCUUCGUUACUCCAAGGGUGCCAUUGACUACUACCUUUGCCGAAUGGUCUUUAACAAGUCUUGCCAGGAGUUUCCGCACAAGCUUUCGGCUUCGGGCUGGGAUCUCGGCAAGACGAAGAGAUGCCCGACAACGGGUUUCAGCGGAACGAACGACUCCAGAUAUGUCCUUCCACUUGGCAUGAAACAGCUGGAUCUUCCCGAGCAGAGUCAUACCAACGCGCUCGUACUCAGCAACCUAUUGCGACCAGAGAAUAGCAUUGCUACAAUGCCAGCGGAGAUGAUGGGCACGACUUUUGACAGCCAAUCACUUUUGAGCUUGCUUCUGGCGAGGAAGUCCAAGCCGCGUGUGAUAUUGGAUGUUGGUGCCCAGAUUAUUGAUCGCACAAAUGUCGAGAUGGCAAGAGCGUGGCUUGGCCACUACGAAUUGGAUGAAAACACGCAAGCAGUCAUCUUCUUCAACGAUUUUGACGAAAUCAUGGUGCUGGAUGAAAGUGGCCAAAUUGAGGAACUGCAAACUUCGCCGUUUGCCGAUCGGCUGGAGCAGUGCCUGGUCUUCCUCGACGAAGUGCACACGCGAGGCACAGAUCUCAGACUACCCGCAGACUACCAAGCUGUCGUCACUUUGGGCGCGCACGUAACAAAGGACAGACUGGCGCAGGCGUGCAUGAGAAUGCGUAAGCUCGGAAGAGGUCAGAGUGUGGUGUUUUUUGUCCCGCGCGAGAUUGAGCAUGACAUUUGCCUGCUUCGCGGCGAUCAAGGGUCUGCGUCAUCGCCCGAUAUCACCGUGUCGGAUGUGCUGUGCUGGGCCAUUACAGAAACAUGCAAAGAUCUGCGACGUGCGGUACCACUGUGGCUGAAUCAAGGGCUUCGCUUCACCAAACAGCAAGCCCUUUGGGAUGGUCUUGCUGAUCCAGACAAUCACACCAGUCGACAGGAUUGCGCCAAGCACUUCAUGGACGAAGAGAGCCAAAGUCUCGACAAGCGAUAUCGCCCGAAGCAAGCCGACGCAAACAUUGCUUCCCUGAUCAAUGCUCUGAACUCAAAUGUCGCAGAGGAAUUUAGAACCCGCUGCUCGGAGUUUGGUCUGGGUGCCCUUCCCGAAGCCUCGUUCAACGAAGAGCAGGAGCGAGAGCUGGCGCCUGAAAAGGAAAUGGAACGUGUAGUCGAGCGGCCACCGCGUGUGGAACCGGCAGAGCAUCGAAUGCAUCCGGGUCUGCACGAUUUCAUUGUUCAUGGCGUGCAGGCUGAGGAUCCGUUUCUGCCGGCUUUCAUGACGCUCAAGACGACGUCGGCCGCGAAUCACCUCGAUGUGUCUGAAUUCUCCAACAACAUCCUAGUCACACAAGACUUUGCCGCCACAGUCAGCGAAGUCUUUGGCUUUGACACAAAUGCCGACGCUUUCCAGAAACCCGUACAAUGGAUCUUGACCACCCAACGUGACCCCAACAUUCUCCUCAUCGUCAGUCCCUACGAGGUGCAGCAACUACUACCGACCAUGGAGCAGUCCCUACACACCACACUCCACAUCUACUCCCCCCGAGUGAACCUGGGGCACGAGCCCAUCGACGACCUGAAUCUCUACAAAGUCUCCCGCGUCAAGGAAGCCGACCGCCGGCCCGUCUCGCGACACGCCAUCAGCUGCCUGGGCCUGUUCUCCGGCCAGCUCUACCUCUCCUCCUUUGACGACUACGUGCAGCUGUGUGACGCGCUCGGCCUCGCCUGGAAGCCCGCCAACGACCAGGUCACGCUCGGGCCGGACGGCUUCAUACCCCCCGGGCCGGAUGGAGGCAACGGUGGCGACGGCGACAUUGUGAAUCGCUCUGGCUUCUCCAAGAGCCCCGCGCGGUUCCUGACGGUGCUCAUUGCCAAGAUACGGCUGGAUAGCGAGCAUUUUGACAAGACGCACAUGGGGAGGAUAUUGGCAGGUGUGCGGCUGUUGAAGAGUGAUUUCGAGUCUAUUUAG
Molecule: messenger RNA, 8631 nt
Organism: Akanthomyces muscarius
Lineage: Eukaryota; Fungi; Ascomycota; Sordariomycetes; Hypocreales; Cordycipitaceae
Exons: 2
Coding region: 1-8631 (2876 amino acids)
Source: RefSeq, a predicted model, not a curated record